Messenger RNA from Diaporthe amygdali, 1035 nucleotides. RefSeq names its product lpha beta hydrolase. The record is from RefSeq and is a predicted model, not a curated record. Lineage: Eukaryota; Fungi; Ascomycota; Sordariomycetes; Diaporthales; Diaporthaceae. The transcript has a single exon. Bases 1 to 1035 code for a protein of 344 amino acids.
AUGGCAAUAGGACAAGAGACCCCCCGAGACGCGCAUUUGCUCAAGCCCAAAAGCAAUGUUGGUCGGGACUGGGUCACCGGAACGACUCCUGUGGCAGCGAUUGUACGAGGAGCUUGCGGUAUAGAAUUAUUCCUCGCCUGCAAUGGCCCGGCACGAACGCAAGGCCAACCAGUCGUCAUAUUUGAAGCAGGCAUGGGAGCAAGCAGCUCAAGCUGGCUCCCAGUGCAGCGCCUCCUAGACUCCCGCAUACGCAGCUACCGCUACGACCGAGCCGGUUACGGCCGCAGCCCAGAAGCCGCAUCCAGACGCUCGGCAAGCACCAUGGCCGCGGAGCUGCUGGACGUGCUCGCCUCUGCUGGGGUCGACCCGCCCUACAUCCUAGUCGCGCACUCAUACGGCGGCAUCGUGGCGCGAGAAGUCCUUGCAGCGGCAGGGCCAGACGCUAUUGUGGGCAUGGUCUUGGUCGAUGCGAACCAAGAAAACACCCAUAAGACGCUGCGGGAGCCCUUGCUACCCCUUGCGACCCUUGCAGGCCCUGAAAGACUGGCACUGCUCGAUAUGACGGGGUUGCUGUUGGGCCAUGAUCACUAUACGCCAGAAGAACUGCGCCUGUUGACAUUGGACGCCGAGAAGGAGUCUGAAGUGAGAACUGGGGCGAAGGAGAUGGAACUAGUUCCCGACAGCUCCGAAGAGCUCGCUGAGAAGAAGCAGUUUGAGAUCAUGGCCCUGAUGAUGAGACCUAUUACCAUUAUUCGUGGGGAUACCAAGCGAGACUAUCGCCGCGUGAUUUCUGCUACUCAGCAAACAGCUGUGGAUGGAGACGCUCGGCGGGAGUUGGCGAAAGUUAGUAACUUUGUGGAUACAAAAUUUGACCCCCUAGACUGCGAGUUGCAACGGCAGCAGAUGCUCCUGUCUGCGAGCAGCCGUUUCGUUCAAGCGUCGGCUAGUGGGCAUGCAGUGAUAGCAACGGAGCCGCAGCUUGUGGCUGAUGAAGUCUCGAGCAUCUGGCAGAGCUGCCUCCUUGGAGGCUUUUGA